AUGACAUCGCCACUUGCGCGUCAGGCAUCACCGCCUCCAGGACUUGGAGCGGCGGCUGGAAGUAAUGACGGCCUUCCCAAAUGGCUGAACAAAGUACCUGGUCGGAACUUGAAAGGUGCCCGGGCGAUCUUCGAAGCUUUCUUACAGAAGCACGAAAGUGGAAUACACCUAGGACCGAUCGUACCACUGCCGGUACGUAGGCUGAAGCGUCUAGAGUCGCAGUUGACCCCACGGCAGAUAGCGGAUCUUCCACUUGCUGCCAAGAAAGCACAGGUCAUCUUCCGCAGUGAAAAGGAAGCCCGAAAAGCCACGAUCGCGGACUUGAAAGAGAAGGUCACUCAAGAGAGUAUGGCGAAUCUGUAUCUGGGAUUGCCAAGCGUGACCGAUCCGAACGACAUCUGCGAUUUCGAAGAUCGAGAGUACCGUCGUCGUAUCGAGAGCGCCCCGGCCUGGAAUCGACCAUUGCUGCCUUAUCUGCCGCCCACGAACUCAGAAGGCAGCUGGCAGUCGAUGAACACAGAGGCUUUGCGCGUGUACCAAGACGAAGAUGAACACAGGGCAAGAAUGAAGGCGAUACACAUGUAUGAUGAGUCAGAUGACGAGAGCGAAGACAGGCCAGACAGUGGCAUUGGCAGGAGGUAG
Molecule: messenger RNA, 642 nt
Organism: Fulvia fulva
Lineage: Eukaryota; Fungi; Ascomycota; Dothideomycetes; Mycosphaerellales; Mycosphaerellaceae
Exons: 1
Coding region: 1-642 (213 amino acids)
Source: RefSeq, a predicted model, not a curated record